AAUGUAACUCUCCAUGUUAUCAAUGGAAAGAAGUUAUUGUGAAUGUGAAAAACCCCUUUCCAAGUGGUGGGGAUUUUCGUGUCAUUCUUGUGGAAUCCACAACACUUAUGUAUUUGCCAGCACAAGUAACUAGACCUUCAAAGGCCUCUGGGAUGCCUGAUCGCAUUAGGAGUAAUGACUAUGCUACUGAUCGCAGUUCUUCCAAUGUUGAAAAUGGCUUAAGAACAUCCAUUAAGUCUAACUUCAUCAGAGAAUUCUUCUGUUCAAUACAAACACUUUCCCUGGGACCAAAAGCAUCUUCAAGCCUGGAGGUUUACUAUCUUCCCUUUGACAUGCACAUUCGCUAUUGCGCCAUCAUCCUAAGCAACAAAGAGAUCGGAGAUUUGAUAUAUAUUAUAGAAGGAAAAGGUUUGAUACCCUUGCCUUCCAAUUUCCUUCCAAUGAAGCCUCCAAGUCCAAUUGACUACAGCAUUUCUCUAGAAGAAAACCACAGUCAGGUCCUCCUGACUGCCCAUAGCCGGGCUCUCCCGACUGCUCUCCACCCGUGGAACGUCUUCCAGGGCUGCAGUUUGUGGGCUCGGGGCGUCCCUGCUUCCGCAGCCAGAGGAUCCUUAUGGACCACAGAGGCGGCUGCACAGAGUGGGAUUACAAUCCACUCUCCUAUCACAGACCAGUACCAAGACACAUAUAUACACAGAGCGGUGCCACACUCUCACAUUCAAGACUCACACUAA
This is a messenger RNA of Rattus rattus (black rat), 734 nucleotides long. RefSeq names its product cilia- and flagella-associated protein 47-like. Bases 108 to 734 code for a protein of 208 amino acids. Lineage: Eukaryota; Metazoa; Chordata; Mammalia; Rodentia; Muridae. The record is from RefSeq and is a predicted model, not a curated record. The transcript is spliced from 6 exons.